GGAUCCAAAGAGAGGAUUAUGGCAGCCAUGAUGAAUUUAGCGGAGCAAUGGAAUAAUCUUGAUAGUCAUACACUUGCAGCAAGGCUUACAGCUAAGGAUAUGACACCAGGUGGCACCACUGAUGCAUUAUCCAAGUUUGGGUCAAGCAAACAACGGGCGCUCCAGACAGGCUUUCAGCUUAUUGCACAUGCAAUGAAAAUUGACAAUUAUAGUUUAGGGUCAGCGCUCAUGAAGAAGGAUGUUGGACCAGAAUCCUCUAACUCUUCACUGAGAAAUCUUAGAGGUAGCAAGCAGAGGCUGCUCAGCCACAUUAUGGAUGC
Molecule: messenger RNA, 320 nt
Organism: Owenia fusiformis
Lineage: Eukaryota; Metazoa; Annelida; Polychaeta; Sabellida; Oweniidae
Source: the annotation of a GenBank genome assembly